Molecule: messenger RNA, 6849 nt
Organism: Alosa sapidissima (American shad)
Lineage: Eukaryota; Metazoa; Chordata; Actinopteri; Clupeiformes; Clupeidae
Gene: fcho2
Product: FCH and mu domain containing endocytic adaptor 2
Exons: 28
Coding region: 327-2921 (864 amino acids)
Biological process (GO): synaptic vesicle endocytosis; clathrin-dependent endocytosis; clathrin coat assembly
Cellular component (GO): clathrin-coated vesicle; cytoplasm; clathrin-coated pit
Source: RefSeq, a predicted model, not a curated record
AAACUAGAUUACACCUCCAAGGCAUUAGGCCCUACACAUAGACCUAUUUAUACUCGCCACUAGUGGCGCUAUUUGGCCCAUGCUGGUUCGUGAAAUGUGUUGGAGGAGUGGAGAAAAGCGAGUGAACUCAGGCGCUGUACUGAAGGAGGUGGAGCCAGGGGUUGAGAGGGAGGAAAAAAAAAAUAAGUGAAGGGGGAAAAGAGAGAAAGCAGACACAACAGAAACUGGGGGAGACGGAGGACUAGCUGCGUCAGUCAUAUUUAUUUAAGAUCAUAUAGGCUUAAUAUCACCUGAAGUGCCGCGGUCGAGGAGGGGAAGACACCAAGAUGAUAACGCCCUAUUUCCUGGAAAAUUUCUGGGGUGAAAAAAACAAUGGCUUCGACGUCCUGUACCACAACAUGAAAAAUGGCCAGAUCUCUAGCAAGGAGCUCACCGACUACAUCAGAGAAAGGUCCACCAUUGAAGAGGCCUAUGGCAGAUCCAUGACCAAAUUGGCCAAGUCUGCCAGCAACUUCUCCCAGCUAGGGACGUUCGCCCCCGUGUGGGAGUUGUUUAAGAGCUCAACGGAGAAACUGGCCGGGUGUCACCUGGAGCUGGUGCGGAAGCUUCAGGAACUCAUGAAGGAAGUGCAGAAAUAUGUAGACGACCAGGCCAAAGCACACAAGAAGACUAAGGAGGAGGUGGCCUCGACGCUGGAGGCGGUGCAGAACAUCCAGACGAUCUCGCAGGCCCUUCAGAAGGCCAAAGAGAACUACAACAGCAAAGUACUGGACCAGGAGAGGCUGCGCAAGGAGGGGGCCACCACUCGCGAUGUGGAGAAGGCUGGAGUGAAGGCCAAGAAGGCCACUGAGGCCUACAAGUCUUACGUGGAGAAAUAUGCCACUGCCAAGACUGAGUUUGAACAGAGGAUGGCAGAGACCGCACAGAAAUUUCAGGGCAUUGAAGAGAACCAUAUCCUACACAUGAAGGAGAUUAUUCAGUCUUACUCCCGUUCUGUUGAAGAGACACACGUUCAGAUCGGAGAGGUGCAGAAAGAGUUUGUAAACAACAUCGAGAACACUUCAGUGGAGAGUCUCAUCAAGAAGCUGGCGGAGAGCAAAGGAACCGGCGUGGAGAGACCAGGUUCCAUUGAGUUUGAGGAGUGCAACGUAGCUGUUGCUACUGAGGGAAUCAAACCCAGGAAGAGAAAGGGCUUUGGGAUACCAGGACGACGGAAAGACAAAGACACAGACUCCACCGAGUCCACGGAAGGUGAAACAAACACUGCCAAUGGUGCUCCCCCAGGAUACUACGGAGCCAUCGAUGUUCAGAACGCUAAUGCGCCCCAGGUGGAUGAGGAGGGCUUCUGUAUCCGCCCAGAGCAGAACGACAAUGAUGCCAAAGAGAACUCCUUCUACUCGUCCAGCGACUCCGAGGACGAGGACGAGCCCAGAAAGUUCAAAGUGGAGAUCAAACCUGUGCAGCCCAACAACACCAACGAUCAGCACCGCGCCACUCUUGACCAGCUUAAGGCCUCCAUCAACAACAUCACACUCUCACCGUCCACAUCGGUUCAGAUGAGGAGGAACCAGUCCAGGGUGCCGAGGGGGCCCACACGCUCCUCUCUCACCUCCCUCACGCAGGCGCCCGGUGAUGAACUCGGGAGACCCAGGGGGAAUUUCAACGAGAACAAACUGGCCAACAACGACUUGCUGUCUCUGGACCCCUUUGGCCCUUCCCAAACAGCUGGCUCCGCCUCCUCGGUGUCAGCUGCCGCAGUGCCUCCUCCUAACAGACCCACCACUCCUCUAAAUGCGGGGGCUCUGGCUCCACCCCCUCCUCGCCCCUCAUCACGACCCAAACUACCAGCAGCCAAACUGGCUGGUAUCACAGAGCUGAGUCGGCCAUUCAGCCCCCCAAAGGUGACCAACUCCAGCCCGCCCCCCACGGCGCCCCUGGCGCGGGCAGAGAGCUCUUCGUCUCUCUCCUCCAACGCCUCAUUCAGUGCCUCCAACACUCCCACUGUGGAGGAUGAUGUGUUCAUAGGGAAGCUGCCCACCUUUGAGAAGCGCUGUGAGACACCAGCAGGGACAUCUCGUGGCCCGAGUCCAGUGACGCUGGCAUCCCAGGAUCCUUUGCCAAUUGCAGUGGCCUUCACAGAAUCUGUUAAUGCCUACUUCAAAGGGGCCGACCCCAGCAAGUGUAUUGUGAAGAUCACGGGUGACGUGACGCUGUCGUUCCCUAGUGGCAUAAUUAAGGUGUUCACAAGUGCGCCCUCACCUGCAGUACUCAGCUUCCGCCUCCGGAACACCAGCCGACUGGAGCAGAUACUCCCCAACCAGCAGCUACUGCACAGUGAUGCAUCCCAGAGUGACCCCGACACGAAGGACUUCUGGAUGAACAUGCAGGCGCUCACUGCCUACCUGCGCAAGACGGCCGAACAGAACCCCUCAGCGUCCUACUACAAUGUGGACAUCCUCAAGUACCAGGUGAACGCUAACGGGAUCCAGUCGACCCCCCUGAACCUGGCGGUGUACUGGAAGUGCACCCCGGUCACCACGGACCUGCGCGUGGACUACCGCUACAACCCUGAGGCCAUGGGGCACCCGGGCACGCUCGGCAACGUCCAGGUCCUGGUGCCCGUCGAUGGAGGUGUCACCAACAUGCAGUCACUGCCUGCGGCCAUCUGGAAUGCGGAACAGAAUAAGUCGCUAUGGAAACUGGGAGAUAUCUCGGAGAAGUCAGAGGAUGAAGGGUCAGGCUCUCUGAGGGCGAAGUUUGAGCUGUCGGACGGUCCGUCCACCCCGGCGACUCUGGCAGUGCAAUUCUUCAGUGAGGGCAGCACACUGUCCGGCGCAGACCUGGAGCUGCUGGGGGCGGGCUACCGGCUCUCCCUCAACAAGAAGAGGUUUGCCACAGGGCGCUACAUGGCGGACUGCUGAGGGGACGUCGGAGAUGCACCCAUGAAAUCAGACAGCCUCUCGGAGUUUUUUUUUUUUUCUCUACUUUUUCUGUCCAUCGUCAUCAUCCUGUCUUUGUGGGAGGGGAGCAUUGGACCUUACACCCCCCCCCCCCUUUCCCCCCACCCUCAGAACCCUCUCAAACACUUUUACCCCCAUACCCCCCUGUUACCCCAACCCCCACUCUCCCAUAUGCCCCUUGUCUUGGGCACAGAGAAGGUUAGAGGCACUGAUCCCUGUGGAGGCUGUCUGCGGAAGCAAGAGGAGAUAAAGCAUUAAAGAAAAGAUAGAAUGUCAGGAAAUUUUAAUAAUUCAAAAACAAAAGAGAAAAAAAUCUUUAAUACUUUCUGUGAUCUACUUGGGCUUUUAUAAAGUCAAAAUGGUAGGGCUUGUUUUGAUAUGUAUAGUUAACAAAUAAGUGUAAUAUGAAUCAAUGUAAAUGUACUGCAUAUCGUUGAAAAGAAAGCAAACAAAAAAAAAAAAAAAUACUGCACUAACAAUCGUUCCGGCCAUUUUGAUAGAAAAUGUUUGUUUCUGUUUGUGUCUAUGAAAAUUGAGUUUCACAGGACCUGGUGAGGUGAAUUUAUAAACAGGACAGGAUUUAAAUCAUGUUUCUUAAACAAACACCACUUUGUGCUCUUUCGAUACAUGUGUUUGCUACUUCCUGUCUUUGGAAAAGCCUCUUCCUGUUUUGUCUAUGACUGUUUCCCAUGGCCACAGUCUUUCAUAGAACACACCAGAGGUGCAUUGUCAUGGAAACUAAAGAGGGCUUGCAGCGCAUAGCUGCACCUAUCAGAAUCUAAUGAACUACAGAACUUUUUGUUUGUUUGUUUGUUUUGUCUGUUUUUCUUCAUAUCUCUCUUGUGUCAUCACCACCCACCACCAUGUGCAAUGCAGGUAGAAGCUUUGGGCAGUGAACUGGGUUUCUCCAGUGAAGGGCUCUCACCCGAUAGCAACGGACCCGGGCCACAUAAGGCCCACGUUUGGUCCAGCUGUGGCCCAGUUCUGUAGUUGCCAUCUGGGUCGUGUCAGUACAAGACCAAGCAAAAACAACCCACAUCACUGACCCCAGUGCCUCUUUUCUACACCUACAACACUUUUUGAUAAAGACCCCCUUUCUACGCUACACCUUUUAUACAGCUAAGCACAGCAGAGAAAGAAGCACAUUAAUUUUCUCUUUUUGUUUUCUUUUUUCCAACCUGUCUUUCUGCCAUUUCCCCCUCUGUGUCGCUCUGUCUUUGCUUCUUUGAUGUGCAAGUACCCUGUUCGUAUUUUCUUGGAUGUUGAAGGGAAAAUGUUGACUCCUGUCUUUGUUCUGAACAGUACAUACUGUCACAAACAGUUGUGCUAUUCUUCUGAUUUACCUAGAACCCCUUUCACCACAGGGGCUGUCUUGUGUUUCCUGUGCUGGAGUUGUGUGUUAGGUGCUAGGGCCACUUAGGUUGGCCUCUGAUCAUUUCACCGUUCUCCAAGUCCCAAGUGCCAAGACACAGAGACUCGCUCUGUGAACACCUGAGCUCACUCACCUGCGCCCACCUGAUACACCUCCCCAUCCUUAACUCACUGGGUCACUCUUGAAAAGGAACGAUGAGAAGAUGAAGGAGAGAGAGUGAGAGAGAGAUAUAGAAAAGAGAGGAGGAGGAUAAUGAAAGGAAGCUGCAAAAAGACAGCUCCAACGCAAAGAGAGAAGCUUUGAUGUGAAUGCUUGUAUCAGAAAUGGAUGGACGGAAACACUUGUACAUAUAGCCGUGUACUGUAACAGUUGAACACCCCCAUAGCCUUUUUGUAGACAGAAAAACAACAGAAAAACUAAAGCACCAGCAACCCUUAAAUCUGUAAUGUGGAGCAAUGAAGCCGUUCACACCAGGAAUGAUAACUAUAGCUAUGACAACUAUAACUAUAACGCUAAAAGCGUCCACACUGGCUAAUGAUAAGAUGAAUAUAAUGGCUAAAAUUUGAUGGAUUCUGAUUGGCUGUCAGCUUUUAUUGUUCUCAAAAUUGCUUUGAAAGUGAUCCCCAACGAUAUCGUUCUUCAUGUCAUUAUAGUUAUAGCUUAUGUGUGGACGUCGUCAUUCAUAUGAGCUAGAAUGAUAUUUGUUUAUAGUUAUCGUUAUAGUUCUCGAUCUUGGUGUGAACGGCCCUUAAGAGAGAAGGAGAGAGACUCAGCUGAGACUCCUCAGUCAGCUGUUUGGGAAAAGACCAACCAACCUUGUGGACUAUUUCAGAAGACAAGACAAAAAAUAGCACCACUGAAAUCAGUGCCUUUAAUCUACAUUUUUAAAAAAAUUGUUUACGUAACACACCUCUUGAAGUCCUCAGCUGAAAUCUGGGAGAAGCAUAUCGGCUGGUUAUCAUGAUAGCUUCUAGCCUUCUUUGGAAGACAACACUGGCUCUAUACCUGGACUUGAGUCGAGUGCUUUCCCCUGUGUGUUUGGGACAACUUGGUGAACAGAGUCACUGCAGAGGACCUGCUAGAGUGCGAUAGGCACUAUCCCAUAAUUCCUGGCUGAUUCAAGACCCUGCGGAGGAUCCCGCUCCUCCUCAGAGCUGUGUCCCAGUCUCAGGCCUGGUCUGUUGCGGAGCCUGUUGUUGGUCUUGUCUGGAGUCCGUCUGUAAUGUAGCAUUGGUGUUGGUUGGUCACCAGCAGAACCUGAAGUGGUCAACUCUGCCUUUAGCAGAACCAGUAUGGUCGGUCCUAAACUGGGGCGGCCAUCUUGCCUUAUCCUCAUGCGAGGACCUCCUUCCUAAGAGCUUCCCAGACCUUGUGCCACAACUGAAAUUGGGAGUAGCUUUGUGAAUUAUGUGAUUAGUGCACACACACACACACACACACACACACUCUCACACACACACACACACACAUACUCAGUCACUCAUACAUUGAGUAUUUAUGUUGACACACACAAAUGCAUGGGAAAGUCAGCUUUUUUGAAGGUUUUCUAGCUUUUUGCCAUUGUCGAAUGUGGAUGGUUGGGAAAAGCGUGGGGUGGCGGGUAGCCUACAUUGUAUGGAUAAUCCAGCAAGCCUUUAUUCUUGAAAGGAGGUUAGAAUCUCCUCUUUUAACAGUUAAAUAUUCCCAAGGACCCCUUUGUUUAGCCCAUGUUGUAGUGAAAAUGAGAAGUGAAUGGAUUGAACUCACACCAUGGUUUUGUUGUAGUAAAAAUGAGAAGGAAAUCGAUGAGAAGUUGAACUCACGACACUGCUGUGCUGGUUCCAGGGCAUCUGCAACUGUCCCUGUGGUUCUGUUGGUCCCGUUUUAAUGGGAGCUUUUAAAGAUGUCCCAGACUGAUGGGUUUUUAAAGUGUCUGCGUUUCAGUCUGAGUGGAGGCAAUGCUGGCCCACAGAAGGAUUUGGUGGUGAGCGGGUUUGUGUCAGUCAGUCAGCUGGUGUGUGUGUGUGUGUGUGUGUGAGACACUGAGCUGAGACUGAUAUCAGCUGUGUGUGUGUGUGUGAGAGAGAGAGAAUGUGACUGCGGAUAGCUGAGAUGUGCGAUCUGUACAGGAUCAGGGUCAGGUGAUGUCCAGAUGCUUCCAGCGACGUCGUUUCUCCCUGUGUGUCGUACACAAUCCCCACACACAACGGAAUAUAUGUGCAGUGUGUGUUUCGCAAGCUGGUUCUUGCUGACACACAUCUCCAGUGAAAACUCUUUUUUCUUUUUGAUUUUUCUUUUCUUGUAAAUCACUCACUCUGUCGCUGUUGCGGUAUCCCUCUCUCUCUCGUCUGGUUUUGUCUCUCCUGGUUUUUAUGUUUGUUAAAGAGCGAAAAGCGAAAAAAAAAGACAACCUGUAUAAAUGAAUUUUUGUUCUCUUGUACAUUUUUACAAAUAUAUCUGCCACUUUUUGUCUUCACUUUGAUUUCAUUUUGUCUGUAAUAAAUGUGUAAUAUAUAAAUAUAUACAAAUUUAAAAUUA